Benincasa hispida (wax gourd) is the source of this 2105-nucleotide messenger RNA. RefSeq lists its product as uncharacterized. Gene Ontology annotation, molecular function: protein binding. NCBI's taxonomy places the organism in Eukaryota, Viridiplantae, Streptophyta, Magnoliopsida, Cucurbitales, Cucurbitaceae. The record is from RefSeq and is a predicted model, not a curated record.
ACAUUUUAAACCUUGAUUAAUGGUUAGAGUGUUUUAUCCCAAUUGAUUUCUUCAUUAAUUUUGAAAAGUUAAAACUAAAAAAAAUAACAUUUAAAUAUUAUUUGAAAUUAAACUAUAAAAACCCCUCAGAGCCAGUUUUCCCGGCUCUUCCUCCAGAGCUCUCGUUCUGCUUCAGCUUCGCUCUUCUUUCUUUGGGAGCAUUUUGCCUUCCAUUUUCAUUCCUCUCAUGACCUCCAACUCUCACCAAAUUUCAAACCAAUCGCUAUAAUCCAUUUCAUCUCUUGAUUCUCUCUUAGCCAUGUUAGCCUUUUCGACGACAUUUUUCUACUCUGUUUAACGGAGCAUCGAAAAAUGGCGAGGCGUUGGGCCCUUUUGGCGGCCAUUUUCGCGGUUCUAUUUUGUGGGUUUUCUUCAGUUUCUGCCACACCCACAAAAAUUGUUGCUGGGGUUUUGUCCAAGGCGGUUUCCGCCCUUGUGAGUUGGAUAUGGUCCAUCACCUCGGCCUCUAAUACUGUGGUUUCUACCCGCUCCAUGAUUAAAUUUGAGAGGGGAUAUGUUGUCGAGACUUUGUUUGAUGGGAGUAAGCUGGGGAUUGAGCCUUACUCUGUGGCGGUAUCUCCUAGUGGGGAGCUUCUGAUUUUGGAUGCUGAAAAUAGUAAUGUUCACAAGAUCUCUAUGCCAUUUUCUCAAUUUUGCAGGCCCAAGCUGUUUGCAGGAUCAUCUGAAGGAUAUUCUGGACAUGUAGAUGGAAAGCUAAGGGAUGCAAGAAUGAGCCAUCCAAGAGGGUUAACUGUGGAUCAAAGAGGAAAUAUUUACAUUGCAGAUACAAAGAACAAGGCUAUAAGAAAAAUCAGUGAUGCUGGAGUCACGACGAUUGCUGGUGGCAAAUGGAGGAAAAGUGGCCAUAUUGAUGGUCCGAGUGAAGAAUCGAAAUUCUCAAAUGAUUUUGAUGUGGUUUAUGUAGGAAGUAGCUGCUCACUUUUGGUAGUUGACAGAGGAAAUCAGGCCAUUCGAGAGAUUCAACUUCAUGCCGAUGAUUGUACUGAGUAUGAUCGUAGCUUCCUCCUAGGGAUGGCUCUGUUGACUGCUGCUGUGCUUUUGGGAUACAUGUUGGCACGUUUACAAUUUCGAGUGUUGGCCAUGUUUUCUUCUAAAAAUGAUUUAAGAGUUGACUCGAGGAACAUUACUUCGAUUCCUCCAUAUGGGAGGGUCGAGAAAUCAGUCAGGUAUCCAUUGAUUCCUAGUGAAGAGGAAGAAGAUAAUCAACCAGAAGAGAAUGUCAUUUGUUCCCUUGGCAAGCUUUUCCUCAACACUGGCUCAUCCGCAGCUGAAAUCUUUGUGGCAUUGCUUCUUGGAGCUAGAAGAAAGGCGUCUGACUCCCAUGGCCAGCAGCAUUAUCAAGUAAAGGAACACGUGCCGUCACGGUUCAGUGUGCAGGAAAACUUUGCAGCCUUGCAUGGCUGUGAACCACUGGAGACAAUGACGAGAAAACCUUACACUUAUUCGACAACACAACUCGAAAACGUCCAGCAUUACAGGCACAAUUGGGGAGACGAUGGUGGACGGGAAGAACAACCAUCUCCAUCCAGUCCAAAGAUGUUGUACAACAGGAGCUGUGAGAGAAAUGAGGUUGUGUUUGGUGAAGUACAAGAGGCAGAGCAACUGUGUGAACAAAAGAAAGAGAAACGCUGUGUUGGUGGUGGUGGUGGUGAUGGCGGCUGGGUGGAAGGGAGAUCCUUCAGCAGCAACAAACAUGAAAACGCUUUUGUUACAGAAAAAAGGAGAAUGAGAGAUUAGCAAUUGAAUUGGUUUAUCAAUUUGAGGUGUAAGAUGUUACGAGUUUAUAAAUUCUUGUUAAAAACAAAAAGAAUAAAAGUUGAUAUCAUUAUAAAUUUGUUAAAUUAGUUGUAUUAUAGAGGUUCAUUAUUAGUGUUCAUUGGCCAUAUGUCACUUAUCCAUUAGUCCAUAUAUUGUCUAUGUGUCUCAAGAUUGUGCACUAUUAGUGUCCGUAAUUCACCUCUUACUUGUCAAAUUUUAUAGUGGAAUUUGGGUUGAUUUUGAAAGAUAUACUCAUAUUGGUGAUCAACCCAAAAAGAUUGGAGAAA